This is a messenger RNA of Verruconis gallopava, 1821 nucleotides long. RefSeq lists its product as uncharacterized. NCBI's taxonomy places the organism in Eukaryota, Fungi, Ascomycota, Dothideomycetes, Venturiales, Sympoventuriaceae. Gene Ontology annotation, cellular component: membrane. The transcript is spliced from 7 exons. The coding region runs from base 1 to 1554 and encodes 517 amino acids. Gene Ontology annotation, biological process: transmembrane transport. The record is from RefSeq and is a predicted model, not a curated record. Gene Ontology annotation, molecular function: transmembrane transporter activity.
AUGGCCGAGCUGGUAGACGAGAAGAUCGUUGUGGCUCGGGAUGAAUAUGACGGCGACCACAGUCGUCGGACUGGUUCGAAAGCUGAGGAAAUUAGGAAAAUUGACGCGAUAGCAACUGCGCCCGGAGUCAGCAGAGCAGACUUUGCUCACAUCAACGAAAAGAAGCUGCUGAGACGAAUGGAUUGGCAUCUAUUGCCAACACUUACCGCCCUGUAUCUGUUGUCCUUCAUAGACCGAGGCAACAUCGGAAAUGCCAAAAUCGAAGGGCUUGCGGAAGACCUGCAUCUCACACCCGGACAGUACAAUUGGUGUCUCACUGCAUUCUUCUUCACUUACUGUGCUUUUGAACCGCCCAGCAACGUUAUCCUCAAGAAGAUUCGGCCUUCCAUUUGGCUUCCGGCCAUCAUGGUCGCAUGGGGAACCGUCAUGACCUUGAUGGGACUCGUACAAAGCUACGCAGGGCUUCUGACAGCUCGAAUCUUUCUCGGCAUCACUGAGGCUGGUCUGUUCCCGGGCGUGAGCUUUUAUUUGAGCAUGUGGUAUACGCGCUACGAGUAUCAAUGGCGAUUUUCUCUCUUCUUCUCAGCUGUCGCUAUUGCCGGCGCCUUCUCUGGUCUCCUUGCGUAUGGGAUUUCCUUCAUGAAUGGAAUCGCUGGUCAAGAAGGAUGGAGAUGGAUCUUUAUUUUAGAGGGUAUCGCGACGGUUUUAGUGGCUGGAGUUGCUUUCUUCACUGUCUACGAUUUCCCGGAGACCGCAAAGUUUCUUUCUCCAGAGGAACGGGCGUUCGUCGUUUAUCGACUCAAGUACCAAAGCCAGAAGUCAGAAGACCAAGUAGGGUCACACGUCGCCGAGACAGCAAAGCUCUCCUGGAAGGACGUUAAACAUGCCUUCACUGACUGGCAAGUUUGGGUGGGGGUUUGGAUGUUUUGGGGUAUAGUCGCCCCCCUCUAUGGUAUUGCGUUGUUCCUACCCACUAUCAUCAAAGAUCUGGGCUAUCGGUCGACCGAGGCGCAGCUUUUGACCGUGCCCAUCUACGUUUUCGCAGCCAUGUGUGCUGUCGGGUUCGCCUGGCUCUCAGACCGCGUUGGCAAACGAACGAUCUUCAUAAUCCCGCUGCAAUUCGUCAUUCUUGUCGGCUUCAUCAUGUGUAUCUCGAGUGGGAAACCUGGGAUUGUCUACGCAGGUAUAUUCAUUGCGGCGGCUGGAGUUUAUGGUUCGUACCCCGGCAAUAUCGCAUUGAUUUCAAACAAUCUGGCCGGAAGCGCCAAGCGCGCAGUAGGGAUGGCUAUUCACAUCGCAGGAGGAAAUUUAUCCGGAGCGAUGGCCUCGAACUUUUACAGACAGGCCGAUGCCCCACGAUACACUCUCGGUCACGCGCUAGAGAUUGGGUUUGUUAUCGCAGGUAUCAUGGCUUCGUCCUUCCUCGCCUUCAACUACAACCGUCUUAACAGAAAAAAGGCUCGUAAAUUGGCUGCGGGAGAGCAUAACAAGUACACCCACGAGGAACUCAGCGAAAUGGGUGACAGGGCUAUCACCUUCAAGUACAUGCUUUAAGCUGCAGGCCUUGAGAUUGAGCUUAGAUUUGAAAAGAUGAAUUCAGUCGUGUAUGGAAAAGAUGAGGAAUACGCGUGUGGCAUACGUUGAGUGCCGACGAUGUAAUUAGGUCGGUUGUUACCCUUUGUGGUCAAAUCCAUCGCUCAAAGCAACGUUUUUUCAAAUGAAGCUUGAACCAUCGUUAUAGGCCAUGCAUAGUUAAAAGCUCAAACCGCGAGUGUAAACCCCACGCCUAGUUCAGCAUGCAACGACGACAAGUUCUCAGAG